Molecule: messenger RNA, 1769 nt
Organism: Lates calcarifer (barramundi perch)
Lineage: Eukaryota; Metazoa; Chordata; Actinopteri; Centropomidae
Gene: abraxas1
Product: abraxas 1, BRCA1 A complex subunit
Exons: 9
Coding region: 93-1175 (360 amino acids)
Biological process (GO): attachment of spindle microtubules to kinetochore; mitotic spindle assembly; protein K63-linked deubiquitination
Cellular component (GO): nucleus
Molecular function (GO): polyubiquitin modification-dependent protein binding; microtubule binding
Source: RefSeq, a predicted model, not a curated record
CGAACUGCGCAGGAAAAACCGCAGAGUUUUACUGCGCUAAUGUUGCGCAUCAGUAACGCUUCACAUGAGCGAGCUUUGUAUCAACAAGCAGCAUGGCGGAGCCGACCGUCCGGAUGUCUGGGAUUGUUUUAGCCUCUUUAAUGUUUCAGCAUCUUAACAGUGAUUCAGACGUGGAAGGUCUGAUCCUGGGAGAGAGUAAGUUUGAGGAGCAGGUCACCAUCAGUGACUCUCAGGCCGAUCACAUUCACAUCGAGGAAGUUUACAAUAUCCAGAAGCACAUCGCCUGCCACAAACUGAACAGCUUUUACAACAGUGUAGGAGAGGUGGACGUGGAGGCAGUACAGAAAAUCCUGGCAGACAAUAAACAGGAGAGUGUGAUUGGCUGGUACCGGCAGCGGAGGAACACGGAUCAACAGAUGACGUUCAGGGAAAAGAUCGUCCACGAGAACCUGAAGUCGUCUCUGUCCAACCCUCACAUGAUCUUUGUGCUGCUGACGCCGAGCAAGCUGACGUCUCCGGGGUCGACCCACAGGAUGGAGUACGCCGCCUUCAUCUCACGCAGCAGGCAGUUCAUGAACGUCCCUGUGCUGGUCAGUAACCUGGGUUUACUGGAGCAGCUGGCGUACUGGAAGGUGUCUGCUCCCUGCUCAGCUGUGGGUUAUAACCUCACCAUGAAGAAACACGGGUCCAAGUUCUUCUCGUCCAACGGGCUCCUGAGAGAAGUCAACGAGGUGAAUAAGAUGAACGAUUCUCUGCAGUCGGAGCUGCAGAAAGCGUGCAGAGACGUGGAGGAGAGCGAGCGUCUGGUAGAAACUCUGCAGGCUGAUGUUUCAGCUCUGAGGAGGAGAGUCAGAGAGAAGCAGCAGAGCAGAGCAGGAAAAGAACCAGUGGAGGAUCCUCCUGAACAGAAGAACCUGCUGCUCCACGAGGCCGUCAGAGCUCUGUUCGCCUGCUCUCCUCUCUUCACCUCUCAGACUUUAACCCUCCAGGCGUUUCCCGUUCCCGACGUCUGCUGCGACUCAGAGCAGCAGGACCAGGACGUCUCCUUGUCGGACACGACGGCGAAGGAUCAGGAGCCUGUGUCGCCGCUGAACCCCGGCAGAACGAACUGUAGGAAGAGGCUGAGGGAGCUGUCGGUGGGGAGGGAGAGGAAACGCAGGAAAAGCAAAUCCUGACCGGGAUAAAAACUGUUGAAAUAAUAAGUUAUGUUUGUGUUCAUGAGUCAGACUCCAUCUUGUUUUUAAUCAGUCCGUCUCAUUAUUCUGACGUCGCUAACCUCAGUUUGAUGGUUGGUGCUGAAAACCACAGAGUGGCCCUGUAAAGUUCCUGAUGUGUUUUGUUGUUUAUAAAGUUUAUGAUAAAGUUUGUUGUGACUGUCACUGACUUACAGGCUGGUGUUCACUGUAAGAAUAUACUACAGCUGCUUUAACAGUCGUCAAGUUAAUAACAGCAGAAACUGGAGGUUGUGGUUUUAUUCAAAAAGACAUUUUGAAUAGUGAAUCCCUGUAAACUCCCAGGUAUUAUCUGAGGAACCAGAAACAUUUCUAUAUCUGGCAGUGGUAUUCCAGCUGCUCCUGUGCUCUGAGCUAAAAUCCCUGUUUUUAUCAAUGGAGUCUGGUAGCAGUGACCAGGUUCACUGCUCUCAGAGUUCUAAAUAUCAGAGUUCUCCUUCAAAUGUCUUUUAACUGUUCAUAUUUAAACUGGUUUGAACAUCAGUUAAAUCUUUUCAGUUAUUUUUGAGGGAAAAUAAUGAAGAAAUCUCAAAUAUU